CACCCAUAAGGGCUUCUCCUCGCUGGUCAAAGCCAGCGUGCUGUCCCGUUUGGGCCAAUCAAGAGCGCAAUUGCGGUCCUGCGUGACACACUUUUGCCAUCAGUUUGGCCACCAUGCCAUUUUUCUAAAGGGCGUCUGCACAUAAUUGCAGCUCCCGUUGCACUUUGCAUAUGCAUGAUUGGCUGCAUAGCAUAUGACCAGGUCGAAGUCGAAAGCAAAAGUUGAAAGUUUCAAGCUGCUUCAAGCGGUAUGUUUCCUCCCUGAGCACUUUGUAUAUGCUACUUAGCGUGAAAUAUCUCAAUUUUGAAAGCUGAAAGAGUGUGGAAGCAGUCGCUUUUACAUUUGCAACUAGCAUUUUGUCGCAAGUUCGCUAUGGCGUAUAGCCCGCAAACAGCGGCUCACCAAGCCGCGCUGAUGCAGCAACAAUACCAGCAGCAGUUGCAGCAGUACCAGCAGCAGUAUCAGCAGAACCGGGCGCAGCUAGCUCCGCUGCCGCCUAUCAGGCAGCAGUAUUACCCCAGCGCUGGGGGAGCGGGGUCGCCACAGCCGGCGUCACCGCUCUCUCCAGCUGGAAGGGCCUAUAGCGGAUACAGCGCCCCGCCGCAGCCGCUCCUGCCGUACCAGCAACAAGCCGGACCGCCUCAGGGCGCAGUCUACGCCGCGCUUCGUGCGUCGCAGCAGCUGCAGCAGCCGGCGCUCGUGGCGCCGCAGGUGCCACAGCAGCCGCACCCGCUCGCGCCGGUGCCGCCCGCAACAGCGGGCUUCGCCACCACCGGCUACGCGGCGCCGUCACUCUCACCCGACGUCGCCGCCGCCACAGCCGCCUCUGCUGCCACCGCCGCCACCGUGGCUCAGCAGCAGUACUUCGCCCUGGCGCAGCAGCAGCAGCAGUUGAUGCGCGAGGCCGCCGCGCAGGCGGCGCUGCAGGCACCGGCGGCGCCCCCGGCCGUGCUUGCCGCCGCCUACAUGACGCCCCAGCAGCAGGCGGCCAUGGGGCUUAACCCAGGUGCCAUGGGCUACGGCGCCGGCGGGGCAGCGGCGGGUUACUAUGGCCAGGGCAUGGCCGGCGGCGGCGCGGCAGGCGCCGGUGUUAUGGCCGCCAACAUGGUGGGCUCCGCUCCUGCCGGGGCUCCGGGGGGCAUGCAGCCGGGCGCAGCAGCUGGCGUCAUGCAGGCGCCGGGGCAGCAGGCGAUGGCGGCGGCGGGCGGGUACGCCGGGAACCUGGAGGCGUUGCCUGGCGUGGUGAUCAAGGAGACGACGCAGGUGGUGGACGCGGUGAUGGCGCGUGUUGGCGGCGCCUACGAGGCAGCCAACAAGUACCACGUGCGGGCGCUGCCCGGCCACGUGCGGGCCGCCACGGAGCCCAACCAGCCCGGCACGUGGGCGCCCAGCAGCAAGGAGGUGGACAUGCUGCCCGAGGUCAUGUUUGUGCAGGAGGACUCCUCAUGUUGCCUGCGCGUGUGCCUGGCGGCGUUUGGCGGCCUGAACCUGCGCGCGCUGCAGCUGCAUAUGUAUGAGGGAAACACCGAGGCCGUGACCGUGGAGCGCCCCUGCAAGAUGGGUGCUGGGUGCUGCUGCCCCCUGGAGAUGACCAUCAAGAGCAGGGGGCAGCAGAUCGGCAUGGUUGUGGAGGAGGCCGACAGCUACUGCGGCAUGUGCUACCAGCAGUGCUGCACCUGCACCUACACACACAAGGUCAUGAUGGGGGCCACGCGCGAGAGCCUGGUGCACAAGUACUCGCUCGUGGCGCCCACGUGCUGCUGCGGCCGCGUCAACAACUGCUGCGGCGCCACCUGCUGCAAACCCAACCUCUUCAUUGACGUGGUGUCGCCGGACGGCAAACUGAUAAACGCGGUGCAGAAGACGUACGGCGGGGGCGGCAGCGGCGACUGCUGCCGCUGUGUGUUUGACUUCAGCAACUACGUGCUGACCUUCCCGCCGGGCUCCAGCCACCAGGAGCGCCUGGCGCUGCUUGUGGGCGUGCUGUCGGUGGAGUAUGCGUUGUUCAGCAGGAAAGGCGGCGAGAACAAUGACAACAACUGAUGAGGGUAGAUUGUGGUGGAGCAGUCUGGGCUGGGCUGAUGAGACGGAGGAACGCAUGCGUGAGGAGCGGAGAGGGGAGGAGAGGGAGGGAAGAUCGCCAGCUGGCAAGCACUGCAGGAGGUCGCGUGUUGGCAUUGCAAUGCUGUGAGCACCGCGUGCAUUGGGGGGUUGCUGAAGAGGGUCAGAAAGUGAGGCGUGCUGUGGUGCUGUGUUACUGGUACGGUAGGUGU
Messenger RNA from Chlamydomonas reinhardtii, 2273 nucleotides. RefSeq lists its product as uncharacterized. Gene Ontology annotation, cellular component: plasma membrane. Lineage: Eukaryota; Viridiplantae; Chlorophyta; Chlorophyceae; Chlamydomonadales; Chlamydomonadaceae. Bases 373 to 2043 code for a protein of 556 amino acids. The record is from RefSeq and is a predicted model, not a curated record. Gene Ontology annotation, biological process: plasma membrane phospholipid scrambling. Gene Ontology annotation, molecular function: phospholipid scramblase activity. The transcript is spliced from 4 exons.